AUGGAUUUCAUCAACUGUUCUCUAAAUGCAAUUGACGCUCUCCUCUCAACGAGAAGCCUGAGUUCAGGAGAGCCCAACUAUCCUGGAGCGACUUUCCCUUGCACAAUGAAUGGAUCCUCCACGUCCCAUGAGACUGCCCCAAUCCUGCAGCUGACCGGAAGUAUAAGAGAUGAGCUUCUCAUGUUGCGGAGAGAAUUUGUGAGGAGGGUGUCAACAGAAAUCCUUACACAGCUCCUUGAAGCCCUUGUUAGUGAUGCCAUUUUAGAUGAUUUGGAAAAAGAAUCAAUAAUAGAAGAAAACAAAUCCAGAGCAAAUAAGGCUCGGUGCUUUGUUGACACAGUUAGGAAAAAAGGAAACAAAGCCUGCAGGAUAAUGAUCAACCAUCUUCAGAAACUAGAUCCAGUUCUCUUCUCUGAACUGCAUCGAUCAUCAUCUGUAAAGAAAGAGGCUCUGGAAAGGGGUCAGUCCAAACUGAAAUCUCAUCUGAAGAAGAAGUUCCAGUGUGUGGUUGAGGGAAUUUCAGUAAUAUUAAACAAAACCCCCCUGAAUCAGAUAUACACAGGGCUCUACAUCACACAGGGAGAGAUUGCAGAGGUCAAUAAAAAACACGAGGUCAGACAGAUUGAAACAGCAUCCAGGAAACCAGACAGACCAGAAACAACAAUCAGAGAAGAAGACAUCUUUAAAGACUUAACGGGAAGAGAUGAACAAAUCAGAACAGUGCUGACAAAGGGAGUGGCUGGCAUUGGGAAAACAGUCUUAACACAGAAAUACACCCUGGACUGGGCUGAAGACAAAGCCAACCAGGACAUCCAGUUCAUAUUUCCAUUCACUUUCAGAGAGCUGAAUGUGCUGAAAGAUGAAAAGUUCAGCUUGGUGGAACUUGUUCAUCACUUCUUUACUGAAGCCAAAGAAGCAGGAAUCUGGAGCUUUGAAGACUUCCAGGUUGUGUUCAUCUUUGAUGGUCUGGAUGAGUGUAGACUUCCUCUGGACUUCCACAAAACUACAAUCCUAACUGACCCUAGAAAGUCCACCUCAGUGGAUGUGCUGCUGAUAAAUCUCAUCAGGGGGAAACUGCUUCCCUCUGCUCACCUCUGGAUAACCACACGACCUGCAGCAGCCAAUCAGAUCCCCCGCAACUGUGUUUGCAUGGUGACAGAGAUCAGAGGGUUCACUGACCCACAGAAGGAGGAGUACUUCAGGAAGAGAUUCAGAGAUGAGGAGCAGGCCAGCAGGAUCAUCUCCCACAUCAAGACAUCACGAAGCCUCCACAUCAUGUGUUACAUCCCAGUCUUCUGCUGGAUCACUGCUACAGUUAUGGAGGAUGUGCUGGAAACCAGAGAGAGAGGAGAGCUGCCCAAGACCCUGACUGAGAUGUACAUCUACUUCCUGGUGGUUCAGGUUAAAGUGAAGAAGGUCAAGUAUGAUGGAGGAGCUGAGACAGAUCCACACUGGAGUCCAGAGAGCAGGAAGAUGAUUGAGUCUCUAGGAAAACUGGCUUUUGAUCAGCUGCAGAAAGGAAACCUGAUCUUCUAUGAAUCAGACCUGACAGAGUGUGGCAUCGAUAUCAGAGCAGCCUCAGUGUACUCAGGAGUGUUCACACAGAUCUUUAAAGAGGAGAGAGGUUUGUAUCAGGACAAGGUGUUCUGCUUCAUCCAUCUGAGUGUUCAGGAGUUUCUGGCUGCUCUUCAUGUCCAUUUGACCUUCAUCAACUCUGGACUCAAUCUUCUGGAAGAACAAAAAUCUCAGUUAUUUAAAAUAUUUAAAGGAAAAAAUAAACCAAAUGUCUUUUAUCAGAGUGCUGUGGACAAGGCCUUACAGAGUCCGAAUGGGCACCUGGACUUGUUCCUCCGCUUUCUCCUGGGUCUUUCACUGCAGACCAAUCAGACUCUCCUACGAGGUCUGCUCACGCAGACAGGAAGUGACUCACAGAUCAAUCCGGAAACAGUUGGUUACAUUAAAAAGAAACUCAGUGACAAUCUGUCUGCAGAGAAAAGCAUCAAUCUGUUCCACUGUUUGAAUGAAAUGAAUGAUUGUUCCCUAGUGGACGAGAUCCAACAGUCCCUGAGUUCAGGAAGUCUCUCCACAGAUGAACUGUCUCCUGCUCAGUGGUCAGCUCUGGUCUUCAUCUUACUGUCAUCAGAAAAAGAUCUGGAUGUGUUUGAUCUGCAUAAAUUCUCUGCUUCAGAGGAGGCUCUUCUGAGGCUGCUGCCAGUGGUCAAAGCCUCCAACAAAGCUCUACUGAAUGGUUGUUUCCUUUCGAAGAGAAGCUAUGAAGCUCUGUCCUCGCUUCUCAGCUCCCAGUCUUCUAGUUUGACAGAGCUGGACCUGAGUAACAACAACCUACAGGAUUCAGGCGUAAAGCUUCUGUCUGAUGCACUGCAGAGUCCACAUUGCACACUGAAAACUCUGAGACUGAGUGCCUGUAACCACUUAGAGCGAAGUUGUGAAGCUCUGUCCUCAGUUCUCAGCUCUCAGUCCUCUAGUCUCAGAGACCUGGACUUAAGUGACAAUGACCUGCAGGAUUCUGGAGUGAAGCUCCUGUCUGCUGCAGUGAAGAGUCCACACUGUACACUGGAAACUCUCAGUCUGUCACACUGUCUGAUCACAAAGGAAGGCUGUACUUGUCUGGCAUCAGCUUUGACCUCCAACCCCUCCCAUCUGAGAGAGCUUGACCUGACCUACAAUCACCCAGGAGACUCAGGAAUGAUGCUGCUGUCGGCUGGACUGAAGGAUCCACACUGGAGACUUGACACUCUCAG
Molecule: messenger RNA, 2762 nt
Organism: Neolamprologus brichardi
Lineage: Eukaryota; Metazoa; Chordata; Actinopteri; Cichliformes; Cichlidae
Source: RefSeq, a predicted model, not a curated record